GUUUCUGUCCUUCCAGCCUCCUCUAUCCAGACAGCACAGAGGCCCUCGCAAUCCUUCAGGUCUUCCUCAGAUUUUGGUGGGCUUGCUGCAGACCUCACUGGAGUCAGCAUCUGUGAGAGGUGGCCAUGGGGACUGCCAGGCUGCUCACACUGCAGCUGCUGCUCCUGCUAGGCGCUCGGCGGCCCCUUGGAGGCGCUGCGCGAUGCCGCGUCACGCUGGUACUGUCCCCGCAGAAGGCGACCGGCGCAGUCUGCAGGAGCUCGGAAGCCGCCCAGGACGGCGAACUGGCCGCGCUGCGCAUGCGCGUGGGCCGCCACGAAGAGCUGCUGCUCGCGCUGCAAAGGCGCGCGGCGGAAGGAGGCGCGCUCGCGGACGAGGUGCGCGCGCUGCGCGAGCACAGCCGCGACCUGAACACGCGCCUGGGCCAGCUGCGCGCGCAACUGCAGCAAGACUCGGGGGCGGAGCCUGGCCCGGGGGCGGAGCCUGGCCCGGGGGCGGAGCCUGCGGCCGCCCUCGGCCUCCUCGCGGAGCGCGUGCUGGACGCCGCGGCCGGGGCGCGCCAGACGACGGCGCGCCUGCAGCAGGUGGACGCGCAGCUCCGCGAGCAUGCGCAGCUCAUGGGACAGCAUAGCAGCCUCCUCGGCCGCCUGCAGCGCGCCUGCGCGGGCCCGGAACGGGGCCAGCAGCAGGUCCUGCCACUGCCCCUGGUGCCUUUGGUUCCUCUGAGUCUAGUGGGCAGUGCCAGCAACACCAGCAGGAGGCUGGACCAAACUUCAGAGCGGCAGCGAGACCAGAGCUCGAGACAGCAGGGGCCUCCAUCUUCUCCCCUGCCCACAGGGCAAUUUGCUGUCUCCACCAGGCCCAUGGGCCCGUGGAGGGAUUGUGCAGAGGCUCACGGGGCGGGCCACCGGCAGAGUGGAGUGUAUGAGCUGCGGCUGGGCCGGCGUGUGGUCUCCGUGUGGUGCGAACAGCAGCGGGAGGGCGGAGGCUGGACCGUCAUCCAGAGGCGGCAGGAUGGCUCUGUCAAUUUCUUCACUAACUGGCAGCACUACAAGGUGGGCUUUGGCCGGCCAGACGGGGAAUACUGGCUGGGCUUGGAGGCCGUGCAUCAGGUGACCAGCCGUGGGGACCACGAGCUGCUGAUUCUGCUGGAGGACUGGGGGGGACGCGGGGCACGCGCCCACUAUGACAGCUUCUCCUUGGAGCCUGAGAGUGACCACUACCGUCUGCGGCUUGGCCAGUACCAUGGUGAUGCUGGAGAUUCUCUCUCCUGGCACAAUGACAAACCUUUCAGCACUGUGGAUAGGGACCGGGACUCCUAUUCUGGUAACUGCGCCCUGUACCAUCGUGGGGGCUGGUGGUACCAUGCCUGUGCCCACUCCAACCUCAAUGGUGUAUGGUAUCAUGGAGGUCAUUACCGGAGCCGCUACCAGGAUGGGGUCUACUGGGCUGAGUUCCGCGGUGGGGCGUACUCUCUGAAGAAGGCUGUGAUGAUGACCCGGCUUGUGCGCCUGUGACUGUCCCGUGAGCACCCCGAGGGCGCUCCUAUCUCCUUGAGCCGGUAUCUUAGAGCAACACGAGGCGUCCACACACAG
Molecule: messenger RNA, 1595 nt
Organism: Psammomys obesus (fat sand rat)
Lineage: Eukaryota; Metazoa; Chordata; Mammalia; Rodentia; Muridae
Gene: Angptl6
Product: angiopoietin like 6
Exons: 6
Coding region: 126-1517 (463 amino acids)
Source: RefSeq, a predicted model, not a curated record